This is a messenger RNA of Apodemus sylvaticus (European woodmouse), 546 nucleotides long. RefSeq names its product interleukin 24 (gene Il24). The coding region runs from base 1 to 546 and encodes 181 amino acids. The transcript is spliced from 5 exons. The record is from RefSeq and is a predicted model, not a curated record. Lineage: Eukaryota; Metazoa; Chordata; Mammalia; Rodentia; Muridae.
AUGAGCUUGGGACUACAGAUUCUCCCUUACCUGAGCCUGAUCCUUCUUGUUUGGAACCAAGUACCAGGGCUUCAGGGUCAGGAGUUCCGAUUUGGGUCUUGCCAAGUGACCGGGGUGGUUCUCCCAGAACUGUGGGAGGCCUUCAGGACUGUGAAGAACACUGUGCAAACUCAGGACAACAUCACAAGCAUCCGGCUGCUGAAGCCGCAGGUUCUGCAGAAUGUCUCGGAUGCUGAGAGCUGUUACCUUGCCCACAGCCUGCUGAAGUUCUACUUGAACACUGUUUUCAAAAACUACCACAGCAAAAUAGCCAAAUUCAAGGUCUUGAAGUCAUUCUCCACUCUGGCCAACAACUUUAUAGUCAUCGUGUCAAAACUGCAGCCCAGUAAGGACGAUGCCAUGCUCCCCAUUAGUGAGAGUGCACAACGGCGGUUUUUGCUCUUCCGCAGAGCAUUCAAACAGUUGGAUAUAGAAGUGGCUCUGGUGAAAGCCUUUGGGGAAGUGGACAUUCUCCUGGCCUGGAUGCAGAAGUUCUACCAGCUCUGA